UCCUGGGGUCCUUUCACUCGUGUAUAACAACAUGGCGGCGUCGUUGUGGAGACACAAACACAGACUGAAACCUUUCUGUCAUUUCGCUUUUCAGUUGUCAAGCAGAAAUAUUACAAGAAGCUUUGAUUAUGACCUGGUGGUUAUUGGAGGAGGAUCUGGAGGCUUGGCGUGUUCUAAAGAAGCGGCUCAGUUGGGACAGAGUGUGGCUGUACUGGAUUAUGUUGAACCGUCAGAGAGAGGCACUACAUGGGGUAUCGGAGGCACGUGUGUGAAUGUCGGCUGUAUUCCUAAGAAGCUCAUGCACCAGGCUGCUCUGCUCGGCACGGCGCUCAAAAACGACUCGAAGAAAUACGGCUGGCAGAUCAGCGGCUCUGUGUCACAUGACUGGACGUCUAUGGCAGGAUCUGUGCAGAAUUAUGUAAAAUCCCUUAAUUGGGGCCACAGAGUUCAGCUACAGGACAAGAAAGUGAAAUAUCUCAAUAUGAAAGGAAGUUUUCUGGACCCUCACACCAUCCGAGGAGUGAACACCAGAGGACAGGAGGCGACCGUGACGGCCAGGAACAUAGUGAUAGCCACCGGCGGACGUCCAAAAUACCCCACGCAUGUCCCGGGAGCGAGACAGCACGGCAUCACCAGCGACGAUCUCUUCUGGUUGAAAGAGUCUCCGGGAAAAACGCUAGUCGUCGGAGCCAGCUAUGUGGCUUUGGAGUGUGCUGGUUUUCUGACAGGCAUCGGAUUGGACGCCACAGUGAUGGUGCGCAGCGUCGCCCUCCGUGGGUUUGAUCAGCAAAUUUCCCGUUUGGUGACGGAUCACAUGGAGGCUCACGGGACUCGUUUCUGCUGGAGCUGCGUUCCUGAGAAGGUGGAGAAACUUCCAUCAGGUCUUCUACAGGUCACCUGGACGGACACGCGGAGGCAGGAGGAGCAUCAGGACACGUUCAGCUCGGUGCUGUGGGCUGUAGGUCGAGCUCCUGAAAGCACAACGCUGAACUUGCAACACGUCGGCGUUCAGCUUAACACAGACACGGGCAAAAUCAUCGUUGGUGAAGACGAACAAACAUCUGUGCCCAAUAUAUAUGCCAUUGGAGACAUUGCACAGGGUCGUCCCGAGCUCACCCCGACUGCCAUUAAAGCAGGUAAACUCCUGGCUCGGCGUUUAGCCGGACACUCGGAGCAGCUCAUGAACUACGACAAUGUGCCUACCACAGUGUUUACUCCUCUGGAGUACGGAUGUGUCGGUUUAUCUGAAGAAGAAGCAGAGAGAAGAUACGGCAGUGACAAUAUAGAGGUCUUUCACGCCUUCUACAAACCUCUGGAGUUCACCAUAGCUGAAAAAGACGCCAGUCAGUGCUACAUUAAGGUGGUGUGUGAGCGGACAGAACCCCAGCGAGUGUUAGGGCUUCACUUUACCGGCCCCAACGCUGGAGAAGUGACCCAAGGGUUUGCUCUCAGCUUCCAGUGCGGGUUUACGUUCUCUCAGCUGUGCGAUACGGUCGGUAUCCAUCCCACAUGCGCAGAGGAGUUCACCAAACUUCACAUCACCAAACGUUCCGGUCUGGAUGCCACGGUAACCGGCUGCUGAGGUUAAACACGCCCCCCGAUACCCUGAAUACACUUCACACACGGACCCUGUGGACACCGGAAUCACCGUAUAACUCUCGUUUAGCCCGGUUUCUUCUGCAGCCUGUCACGACCUUUGACCUCUCUAGUCUCCGAGAGAGCACGGGCCCUUAAGUCGACAAACUUGCGCCGUUCAUAUAGAUGUUCCUAAAAACGCAUUUUGAGCCCCGGUACGAUUCGUGUUGCUUAUCGCUCGUCUUUUUUAAGCUCCACGAUACUGCACCGAGACUCAGGAGAAGCAGAACAGGCUCAUAAAUCAGGAUUAAAGCCCCAUUACAGCUCGAGUCGCAGGAGAACCGAACAGUCCGGCGUUUUUAAAAACAUAUUCGCAGAAUAUUGUUGUUUCUCCGGCUCUACUUCCUGUCCAUUACUCAUUCUCCACAGCUGACACUGAUGGAUGGGCUCGGUCCGUCGCCACGGCGAUACACCCCGGUUCCCAGGGAAGCGGACAAACACCGGGCGAGCAGCCUGGCAAUCAAACCCCAGGGUCGAGAGAGAGCUCGUUCAACCCUUUUUUUUUUUUCUUUUUCUUCUUUAACUACAGAGAUUUCCACUCAUCAGAGCACACAGAGAAAACACACAAGCUCCUUCUCUCUGCCUAACAAAUACCCCUGUAUGCCUGAAGGGGCCAGUAUUCACCUCCUUUUCUUGCUGUUUUUACCCCUGAUGAGCUACAAGGAUUCCAGAUUGCUUUGGAGUGACAGUUCACAGUCUAGUCCAGGUUAAAGUAGCAGCCGAAAUAAAUCGGACCUUAGCCUUUAAUUUGCUUCUUUAACAUCUGCCCAGUUUAUAGUACAGAAAUCACAAACUUACCAAACAAUUAGAAUCUAUAACCAAAACAAACAAAAGUCCAUCGUAUAAAAUGACAUUUAGAACUAGUUCCUAAUUCUGAUUGGUGCUAUCAGGGACGUAAACACUAGGUAGGAAGGCUGCCUAACUAGGGACACUCGUGAGUACAGUAUAUCGUCACCAUUAACUAUUCACACCACCACAUUACACACAUAAAAAAAACCACAUCUGAUAUUCGUAAUCAUCUAUCGCUAGUUUCGCAUCUGUUCUUUGACUAGCUACCAAUAAAUCUAGCAUUGCGUUACCAUAGAAACGUUCACCUCGUCUGCAUUAAAGACUCCGUUUUGUUCCUCUGAUCUGAAACACACUCGUCGGGAGACUUGUACUGUUUCACCGAGCGGGUUUUCUGUGAUUUUUACCCCAACAGAGAAGGUUUGUUUUCGUCUGAUGUGCCUCAGCUCUCUGAUUAAUGAGGCUCGGAGUGUGUGUGACAGGCUGCUGUGGAGACCGAGACCGAGACGGGACGAGCAACGCUACCAGGUUUAUUUGGAAAUGAGGAGCGAGUGAAGGGUCCUGUGUUCAUGUAUUUUAGGAAACGGGGGUGCUGACUGAAGAACCCUGACCCCAGUACACUAUCAGUUAUAAUAACAGCAUAGCUCUAUCUCUCUCUCUCUCUCUCACACACACACACACACACACACACACACACACACACACACAUUGUUUUAAUUACCAUCAUAUCCCGGUUCACAACAUUACCGCGAUUGUAGUUCAUAAACUUCUAGGUUGCUUUGAAAGCUCUCAUCUCAUUGGUCGUUGUUUUUUUUUUUAUCUGUUCAUCAUAUAACGGAAAAUUAAGAUGCUAACUUUUACGCAUCACAUCGCCUUGUCCACUAUAUUGCAGUUAAACACAAUUAGCAUUCGAUAAAUCAGACCAGCUUACUGACUAACUGACUAACAGUGCUAGUUAGCUAGUCGCACAAGCUAGCUUAAUAGAGAGUAGAUCUCAGUGUAAAUAUUUUUGCCCCUCAGUUUUUCUGUGUGAAGGACGACGUAGAUGUUUGAUCUACGUCUCUAAAAGAAAAAAUGUCCAGUGUGACUCCAGGAGCAGGCAAAUAAAUUGAAAAGGAAAUUUUAAGGAUCUAAUGCCUGGUGAGAUCAUGUGACCAAUGCAAGAUAUUAGAGUAUACUGAUGUCUGGUCCUGACUUGUUAUUUAUUUAAUUACUUUUUAUUUCCUGGUGGGACUCAAACUUUUGCACUCAGAAACUCUGUGGAUAAACACGGUGAAAAAAUGGGUUAAGCAUUUCAUUCUGACACACAAACAAUCUCCAGGCUGACAGUUCACGUCCACACACACACACACACACACACACACACACACACACACACACACACUCUGAGGGGUCAGGGUUGAGCUGCUCAGGGGGUCGGUUAAUGAGGACCUGCACUAAAAGCCCUAAGAGGAGAAGGCAGGUCUGAUGUGCUCCGGCGUCCCCGCUCUGCGUGUGUGUGUAAAUAGUGCAGGUUAAUCUUAUCUAAAGCUUUGGAACUGUAUAAUUCAUGUGUAAAGUAAUAAAUGAUGAGCGUGUACAGCGUCUCUGUUUCAUUAA
Messenger RNA from Tachysurus vachellii, 4020 nucleotides. It is a transcript of the gene txnrd2.2, whose product is annotated as thioredoxin reductase 2, tandem duplicate 2. Lineage: Eukaryota; Metazoa; Chordata; Actinopteri; Siluriformes; Bagridae. The record is from RefSeq and is a predicted model, not a curated record. Gene Ontology annotation, biological process: glutathione metabolic process; cellular response to oxidative stress; cell redox homeostasis. Gene Ontology annotation, cellular component: cytosol; mitochondrion. Gene Ontology annotation, molecular function: flavin adenine dinucleotide binding; glutathione-disulfide reductase (NADPH) activity; thioredoxin-disulfide reductase (NADPH) activity. The coding region runs from base 32 to 1582 and encodes 516 amino acids. The transcript is spliced from 17 exons.